AUGCUUCGUAAUCCAAUAUGUCUGCGCCCAUGAGUUUCAGUGUGUUGAUUUCUAUAUUGAAAAUAUUGUCUAUGUUUAUUACAUUUUACUGUGUAAAUCUAAGUUAUUAGCAUAACAAUGGUAUUGUUUAGUAAUUUAAAUAUGUGUAUAAGGACAUUAGGAACGAAUUCAUUUACUAAAUGCUGUGUAUACAUUCGUCGCUCAUUAGCCACUGGCAAGGUAGCGUUCCUGCCAAGAAAACUUAAGCCAACGGCGCAGGGCCUUAGGACUAGACAGAGGUGUGGGCCCAGGCACCAAAAUCUAGCACACCCUGAACAAUCGAACUCGAAGAUUUCGUCUGAAAAAUAUAAAGUCACGAAUACAGAAAGAGGGACCUUGAGUUUCAAAGAGAAGAAAGAUGAUACAAUUUAUAUUGAAUUUGAUGGUGCAAAUUUAAAGAAAAACAAGAAAAAUGUUGAUAGUAGGCCUAGUACUGCGUCUGCAAAAGAUGGAAUAGGAUCUGCAAAAGCUGCAGCAAUGAAAGUUCGAGACAGUUUGGAAAGUGAGAAUCAAAAAAGGAAGAAAGUUGGAGUAAGCCAUGACAGUAAAGGAUUUAAGGUUUACACCAAUGCUGUGCAGGAUUUAAAAAGAUUACCCCCAGGAUUAGUAACUAGCAUUCUUAGGUCCAGGGUGAUAUACAAUGAAGGUGACAUCAUUGCAAUUGACAAGCCUUAUGGUCUGCCCUGUCAUGGUGGUCCAGGAGUUGUGAAUAACAUUGAGGACAUGUUGCCCCGAUUGGUUAGAAUGUUGCCAAGACAACAUGAAGACUUUGCACUUCACAUGGUACACAGGCUGGACAAGGAGACUACAGGUGUAAUGCUUUUUGCCAAAACAGAAGAAAUGAAAAGGAAACUGCAGGCAAUGUUUAGAAAUCAUGAAAUUAUAAAAAAAUAUUGGGUUAUAACUGUGGGUGUGCCAGAUCCAACUGAAGGAAUUAUUGAUAUUCCAAUGAUAGAGAAAGAAGUUGAGGGAAAGCAUUGUAUGGGUUUAAAACCGGAUAUUGGUGCUGUCUACAAAGAAUUCUGGCAGAAACAGAAUUCUCUUGGUGUAAAGUCUGUGUCAAAGUUCAAAGUUCUUGAUCAGCACAAUAGCUCAGCCCUUGUACAAGUGCAAGCAGUUACUGGUGUCAAGCAUCAGGUGCGUUGUCACAUGGCAUUUGGACUUGGUUGCCCAAUAUUAGGUGAUCACAAAUACUCGCAUUUGAAUAAGAUUGCCCCACAGAAACUUCCAUCUGACAUGCUCCAGCGGUUAAAGCUUCGACAGGCCAAGGUUCGGACCAUGCCAAUGCAUCUCCAUGCACACCAGAUUAUCCUACCAGACUUUUAUAAAGGUCGCAACCUAUCCAUCUCAACUCGAUUGCCACGCUUCUUCAACACGAAUUUAUCGCAGCUAAAACUUAAGGUUUAAUAGACUCAUUCCGCUUGGUUGGUCAUGUGACGUAUAGUGGGUACCAAUUGUAAACGCUCGUUAUAGGAGAACGCGUGCAUUCUUCAGUGUGUUUGUAACUAAACCAAAUUGAUUGGAAAUUUAAAUUGAGAUUUUGGCAUAAUGGUUUGGUAAUGCUCCAAGAGAUACUAGCCCUAAACAUGGACAUUUUUCGAGAAAUGCUAGGCCUAGGCCCCUGCAUGUCUACGGCCUGUUUAGGUAUGCUCUAGCGUCUUCGAUUCGUGAACUGCGAUUUUGAUACUCUACGAUUUCUAGGCUAGCUUAGGUUUACAAAGGAUCACAUACAUUCAAAAGCAUACAAAGCACAUUGAACGCUAGAAUAAGUAAAUAAACACUAUUUUGAACAAUCGUACUGCCUUUUCUUACCAGUCAUUUCUCGCGUUAAACCAUAACAUUACCCUUUCCAAUACACUGAUUGUACUGUAAAUUCUCCAUAGUAAUACCCACUAUAUGUCAUGUGACCGGCUGUAAACAAACAACGCGGAAUGUGUCUAUUGAUUAAACAUAUGACUGGGGAUAUACCCUCCCUCAGUGGCAACAAAAAAAAACAAAAAACAUUCUCUCUUGCUAAUAUGACAUGAAAUGAUUGAUGUUUGUUUUGCUCAGUGGCAGCUUCAAAGGGGACCGAUUCGGCCCAUGCCCCGCGCUAAAUUUGUUAAAUUUUCAAAAAAUAUGGCCAUCUAAAGGUGCCACAACCAUAAAUUUUCUUAUCUUAGCACCAACCAUGGUGGGGCCAAGAUGAUCUAGACCCUCCAUCUGUGAAAGUCCAUCCCUGGGCCCCCUCUGUUUUGAACUCUUGGAUCCGCCACUGUUGCUGUCUGCAUGCUUAACUAUUGAUCAGAAAUGUUCCUGCCAUUUCUUGAGUACGAUUCAGGGGAGGAUGCAGAGAAAAACUUGGAAUGGGGCCAUGCAAAGUACAAACCACUGAGUAGGGGUGCGUGCUGGUGUUCACAAAUGCUUCACCAUGCACAGGUAAUUGAAAAUUUAAAAUUGAAUAUUAGCUUGUUUUGUAGUACCACGCUCCACUUUUUCUCUUUCUUUUCUCUUUUUUUCUUUCUCUUUGGGGAGUGGGGUCCUAUGAUUCAUGCGCUGUAAUACAAUUAAUAUGAAUAAAACAAUAACAGAUUUUUAAA
Messenger RNA from Anneissia japonica, 2618 nucleotides. Its product is annotated as mitochondrial RNA pseudouridine synthase Rpusd4-like. The record is from RefSeq and is a predicted model, not a curated record. Gene Ontology annotation, biological process: pseudouridine synthesis. Gene Ontology annotation, molecular function: RNA binding; pseudouridine synthase activity. The coding region runs from base 118 to 1446 and encodes 442 amino acids. NCBI's taxonomy places the organism in Eukaryota, Metazoa, Echinodermata, Crinoidea, Comatulida, Comatulidae. The transcript has 9 exons.